GACUGUAUAACACUGAAUGUAGGAGGAUAUCUGUAUACAACUACCAAGUCUACCCUGUGUAAAUAUCCCGACUCUAUGUUAGGCGUCAUGAUGAGUGGAAAAUUUGACACCAGCAUCGAUUCAAAUGGACACCGUUUUAUAGACCGAGACGGUGCAAUGUUUCAGCAUGUUUUAAAUUUUUUGCGCUCUUCUCAUCUCUCACUUCCUUCCGAUUUCAAAACAUUUGACUUACUCUCAAUAGAAGCCGAUUUUUAUCAAAUACAGCCUUUAAUAGAAGCUAUUAACCAAAUCAAACAA
Lottia gigantea (owl limpet) is the source of this 297-nucleotide messenger RNA. RefSeq lists its product as hypothetical. NCBI's taxonomy places the organism in Eukaryota, Metazoa, Mollusca, Gastropoda, Lottiidae. The record is from RefSeq and is a predicted model, not a curated record. Gene Ontology annotation, molecular function: protein binding. Gene Ontology annotation, biological process: protein homooligomerization. The transcript has a single exon. The annotation marks the transcript as partial.